AUGGAGAGGAAGAGAAUUGAUGUGAUGUGCUUGCAGGAAACCAGAUGGAAAGGACAGAAGGCAAAGGAACUCGGAGAGGGUUAUAAACUUUACUACGCGGGUGUGGACAACAGGAGGAAUGGAGUGGGAAUAGUGCUAAGUCCUGAGUUGAAGGAAGGGAUAUUACAGGUUAACAGAGUGAUGUGGUUGAAGAUGGCGGUGGAGAAAGUGAUUGUGAAUGUCAUCUGCGCCUACGCGCCGCAAGUUGGUUGCCCUGAGGAGGAGAAAGAUGAGUUUUGGGAAAAGCUUGGGAGUGUCAUGGUAGGAAUCCCAGUAGCGGAGGAGACAUGGAUUGGUGGGGACCUAAACGGGCACGUUGGAGAAGGAAGCCGGGAUACGGAAAUAAUGGGGAAGUACGGAGUGGGCACAAGAAAUAUGAAGGUGAGAGGAUAG
Messenger RNA from Penaeus indicus, 432 nucleotides. Its product is annotated as craniofacial development protein 2-like. Gene Ontology annotation, biological process: chromatin remodeling. The transcript has a single exon. Lineage: Eukaryota; Metazoa; Arthropoda; Malacostraca; Decapoda; Penaeidae. The record is from RefSeq and is a predicted model, not a curated record. The coding region runs from base 1 to 432 and encodes 143 amino acids. Gene Ontology annotation, cellular component: nucleus.